UAAAUACAAUGGGGGGAAGGGUGCCCUCAUCCCCGUGCUUCAGAUCGGCCCUGUCCGUGGAACUAACGGGAUUAAAAUCACUGCGAUACCAGGAGGAGUUGCCUGUUUUGGUGCUCAUUACCGAAGCUGGGCCCACAGAAGCUGUCCUUUGCAUACUGCAUUUCCAUCUGCCAGUUCACGGCCGGAGAUAUUUCCAUCUACGCUGUAAUCCCACGUAUGCUCCUGUUUAUCAUGCCUGGGUACUGACAGGCUGCGGGACACAAUGAGGACUGGUAUCCGUGUCAUCGCGCAGCCUGGAGCUGUCUGGCCUCAGCACGUUAGCAAGCUAACCAUUUUUUUCUAAGCAGAAGCCCUGCAUUGCUUCGACAUGCUAAAGGAUUUCAUGAACAACACACGGGAGGUUUCCUCCGACUUGCCUGGAAUACUGCGCACGGAAGUGCAGCGAGGAAUCGUCAAGGUUUCCGACGACCGCAAGAAGCAGAGGAUCCACAGGGCGUCUGUUGCUGUCUGACAGCCCCGACCAAACAUGGCUUUACGGCUGCUUUUACAGGAUAUUACUGCCUCAGAUUUCUAACAUAUAAACAGGAGAUACGAGUUGACAGCAUACGCAUCAUAAAGUGUUUGAAUGGCGGCGUACACACUGUGUGCUGUGAAUGGGACUAGGCGCUUACUGGCCACCGGCACAGGUUGUGUGAAAAGCACCGAGAUAUGACAUGCACAAGAAAAAAGAGGAAAGCUGCUUUUGCUUCUUUAAACCUUUUGAUUUUUAAAGGCUAGAAGCCAGGUGCAUCACCGUAUUUCAUGUAGACUGCAACAGACGUCUGGACAAGCAACCCACGGCAGGACCCGUGUGAGGAUUAAGAGGCAAGAGGAGAGGUCACAACAACGAAGGGACUUUGCUCGAAAUGGAGCAAUGUGUCUUGAGGUGUUCCUGUUUAGUGUAAACUACAAAAAGGAAGCAACCACGAGUACGGAGGAACGAUUGGCAGACGAGGGAGGUGGUGGUGGAGUGGUGACUUUGUUGUCUAAAAAAAAGGUGUUAUGGGUGGGGGGGCAUUUGGGAUGGCAAAUGGAAAUGAGAGCAGUGAAGGGCCUGUGGGGCCAAUGGCAGCAGUGGUGGCUACUGCAGAAGGCAUGGUAGCAGACAGUUCAUCCUCCGUUAUCUCUACGUAUAUUAAACUGGUGCUACUUGGGCUGAUCAUAUGCAUUAGUCUGGUGGGGAACUUGGUGGUUUCUCUGCUUGUACUCCGGGACCAGGCUCUGCAUAAGGCACCUUACUAUUUCCUCCUGGAUCUGUGCCUGGCAGACAGCAUUCGCUCAGCUAUCUGCUUCCCCUUUGUGCUGGUGUCUAUAAAAAAUGGCUCAGCGUGGACCUACAGUGUGCUUAGCUGCAAGGUGGUAGCCUUCAUGGCAGUGCUCUUCUGCUUCCAUGCUGCCUUCAUGCUCUUCUGCAUCAGUGUAACACGCUACAUGGCCAUUGCACACCACCGUUUUUACUCGAAGCGCAUGACAUUCUGGACAUGUGUGGCGGUAGUGUGCAUGGUAUGGACGCUAUCUGUGGCAAUGGCAUUCCCGCCUGUUUUUGAUGUGGGCACCUAUAAAUUCAUUCGUGAGGAGGACCAGUGCAUUUUUGAGCAUCGCUACUUCAAGGCUAAUGACACACUGGGCUUCAUGCUAAUGCUUGCUGUACUCAUUCUAGCCACACAUGUCGUCUACAUGAAGUUACUUCUCUUUGAGUACAAGCACCGCAAGAUGAAGCCAGUCCAGAUGGUGCCAGCUAUCAGUCAGAAUUGGACCUUUCAUGGGCCAGGAGCUACAGGCCAAGCAGCUGCUAACUGGAUUGCGGGUUUUGGUAGGGGCCCGAUGCCACCCACUCUGCUGGGAAUACGGCAAAACUUGCACAACCAGAACCGGCGACUCUUAGGCAUGGAGGAGUUUAAAGCAGAGAAGCAGCUUGGCAGGAUGUUCUAUGUGAUCACAUUACUGUUCCUGGUGCUCUGGUCUCCCUACAUAGUAGCUUGCUACUGGAGGGUGUUUGUCAAGGCUUGCACAAUACCACACCGGUACCUCUCCACCACUGUGUGGAUGAGUUUUGCCCAAGCAGGGGUCAAUCCUAUCGUCUGCUUCUUCCUUAAUAAAGACUUGAAGAAAGGGCUCCUUUCCCACCUACCAGCCUGCUGCAGGACUAAACCUCAUCUGCCACGAGAGCCUUACUGUGUCAUGUAACUAGAGAUGAUGAAGAAAAAAAACAAUGGGCAGCCUACAGAUGUAUUGUAUAUUGUGCUUGAGUUAUUGUGGCAUUUGAUGCAAUGGAAGGUAUUUUUAAGCAGUGAGUGGCAACUUGUGUUAAAACACUGGAAUGGUAAGCAUGUAUUUCCAUCUGUCAACCAAUUUUCACUCUAAAUUCAACAGCAUACAUGAGGUCAGAUCUUGACUUUCGAUAACAGGAGAAACAUGCAUGUAAAUAAUAUGCAGUCACUGGGAAAACUAAGACAGACAAAUAAACUAAGCUUAAGAUUUUAAAAAAAUGCCAUUUAGAAAAGUCUUGAAUACAAAGGAUGUUGGGCUUGUGACAAACAGAAUCCUAAAGGACGUAAUAAAUCCGCUUUUAGUCGGAAUCUUAAUGUCAUCAUUAUACUGGAAUAACUGAUGAUUGUCCAGCAGCAGUGGCUGAUGAGAGUAAAAAAGUGCUCAGCUAGAUUCAAACCAGCAUUCGUGUUGACUCACCAGUUUUAUUAGAAUGUCAGUUUUAUUUCACAACAACAUAAAGUUUCCAGAAAUACAAACGUUAGU
Molecule: messenger RNA, 2793 nt
Organism: Haplochromis burtoni (Burton's mouthbrooder)
Lineage: Eukaryota; Metazoa; Chordata; Actinopteri; Cichliformes; Cichlidae
Gene: gpr173
Product: G protein-coupled receptor 173
Exons: 3
Coding region: 1042-2226 (394 amino acids)
Biological process (GO): G protein-coupled receptor signaling pathway
Cellular component (GO): plasma membrane
Molecular function (GO): G protein-coupled receptor activity
Source: RefSeq, a predicted model, not a curated record